AUGAGUGUUAGUAGUGCGCUAAAUUUGAAUGACCCCUGGCGUCUAGUUCGGGGCCAUCAACCAGAAUCCCCUCGUAUGUGUGCUUGUGGAUCUCUAGAAAGAACCUCCAACAACGAAUUUUCCAUGUGUCUUCAAUGCGGUUUGCCAAUUAAUGAUGACUUGCUUUCCAGUGAAGGUCAACUUCUGGAAAUGGAAGAAACGCUUCUGACUGGCUUUACUUCUCCCGGUGAUUCGGGGAGAGCUUUGCCAGGAGCUUAUACCAAAUAUGUGUCUUUUCCGUUGCACCGUGAACCGGUCCAUUUCAUGAACGCUCCAUCGUACGCCCUGAAUGAGUGGCUUCAUCACCAAAGUGUAGGCAAUGACGUGUUGAAUAUCAGACUGCCGUUGGUGUACGAGGUGUUGAUCCUGCUUUUUGCAUCGUAUCUUGGAAAUAAUGCGCUAAAGUCGUUUGCCAACAUGAACAAGAUGCGAGAAUCGGCGCUUCGAAGGAAGUUUUGUGCGUUUGCAAACCGCCAUUAUAGCAAAGCCAUCACCGCCCUUCGAAUGCAUAUCUCGGUGCUGUCAGAUUACGACGUUAUAGUGGCAUUAAAAGCACUGGCGUUACUCAACAAAUGCUCCAUUUAUGAGUUUGAGAAUUCUCUCCAUUCCAUCACUUUCGGCCAGGGUAUGCUUUCCAUCUUUUGCGAUGCUUUGGGCAGAUAUGAACACCUUGACCACCAGGUUCGUCACAUGUUUAGCUACAUGAAUUUGGUGUCGCAACUGAUCCAUUUCCCAUGCUACACACCCCAAGUGCUUGUGGAAUUUCAGAGCUAUCUCAAACGCUACUCACAGUUUGUCACCGUGCAAGAAAUAUCCAGCGAUUGGAUUGUCCAGCAUUUCAAUCAGAUAUGGUACUACGUCAAAGAUGUCAUACAAAUAACUGCCAAUAAGGAUAUCGAAUUACUCAAAAAAGAUUCCCAACUCAUCUACAAGUUGUUGCGUCGAUGGCUUCUUAUGAUGCCUCCCAAGAUGCACAUAUUAACAUCUCUCGGCCAUCCCAUGGAACGGGUAUUGAUGUUAAUGUACAAAACCCUCACGUCAAUUCUUAACAAUGUGUUCCCAAGUGCCAUGUUCAUGUACUUGCUGGGCUUCAAUGGCGGUCUCACAUUGUGGUACGACACUCAUCACACCAUUCCCAAAGAAACAGACUUGACUUGUAACAUAUUGCAGAGUAUUGAAAGGUACUGCUUCCGUGUUAACUCGUUUUUCAAAAUAAGAAACAAUCAACUAGCGAUGAUAUUCGGGCCCCUGAUUGGCGGGAAGGGUAUAACUCCGAUGGACGUGAGGUCAGAUAUUAACGAGAUAAUGAUUCGUGAUUUCGCCAAUUCACUGAUUCGCCUUUACAAUUUCAUCCACUUACCACUGAAAUCAAAACCAACUGCCACCCCAGACAUGCUUCACAACUUACAGAGAAUGGGUAAUCCCUACCCAUAUAAUCGUGAGCAUUUCGAAUUGUUAAAAGCGUAUAUGACUGACAGCACCAAAGGGUUCCAGACGAGCGAUCCUCUUCUCCGUUUCCAUUUGAGUAACACCACCGACUACAAAUUACAAGAUGACGAUUCCCAACCACUCGACUACAAAUUAUGGCUUUCAGAAGACGAAGUUGAACAUUAUUUGGUACGUUUAAACAAAGAAUAUUCCGAACUAUUCAAAAAAGGUUUCCCGGUUCCACGAGACACCACGAAACUCGACUGGCGUACCGGUCUUUACAUGGACGAUUCCGAACCGUUUUCGUUAAUUUCCGAAGCAGCCUUGCAGUCGAUUUUGGUCGGAGUUAGCUCGCCCAUCCAGUGGCCGGAAUCGGUAUUUCAAGUUGUGCCGCAAACGAUGGAGAUGAGGAAAAACAUGCUUACCAGAGCCGCAGACGAUGACGAAAAGGACAGUCAAUUCUACAAUGUUAUGAGUGACAAAUUCUAUAGAGCGGAGCAGAAUUAUGUAUAG
Messenger RNA from Meyerozyma guilliermondii ATCC 6260, 1980 nucleotides. RefSeq lists its product as uncharacterized. The transcript has a single exon. The record is from RefSeq and is a predicted model, not a curated record. NCBI's taxonomy places the organism in Eukaryota, Fungi, Ascomycota, Pichiomycetes, Serinales, Debaryomycetaceae. Bases 1 to 1980 code for a protein of 659 amino acids.